This is a messenger RNA of Fusarium vanettenii 77-13-4, 1089 nucleotides long. RefSeq lists its product as uncharacterized. The record is from RefSeq and is a predicted model, not a curated record. NCBI's taxonomy places the organism in Eukaryota, Fungi, Ascomycota, Sordariomycetes, Hypocreales, Nectriaceae. The transcript has 5 exons. The coding region runs from base 1 to 1089 and encodes 362 amino acids.
AUGGGCUGGGUUCUGCACGCCACAGAGGAAGCCGAGCGCGUCUCGGAAUGGCGCAAGAUCAUUGCCAUCUGCGUCGCUCUGGGGGUGAUUGCCAGCGCAGUGGUCAUAUCGCGUCUGUAUAUCCGGUACAAGAACCGUGGUCUGGCCAGCGAUGACUGGGUGUCGUUCGUUUCCAUGGUGUUUUCCAUCAUCUACUCUGCCAUGUGCAUUGCGCAGACGAGGUACGGUCUGGGACUUCCUCUUCGUCUUCGUCCGAAGAAGGACCUCGUCACGUAUACGCGCAUCAACUAUGCUGGAAGACCGUUCUACCAGUUGGGCAUCAGCUUCUUCAAGAUAGCCCUCUUGAUCAGCUACCUUCGUCUGCUCAACGGUACAGACCACAGCAGGUACCGGGCUGUCGUGUGGUUCACCAUCGUGGCCGUCUUCUUGUCGCACUUUGCCUGUACCCUCGUCCUCAUCUUUGCAUGCAAGCCGGUCGCCAAGUCAUGGAAUCCGUACAUGGAUGGGUCGUGUCUGGCUCCUGGCCCGUCAUUCACGGGCUACGCUGUCGUCACCAUCGUCGCUGAUAUUGUCGUCGCCGUGCUACCUGUCCCCGUCUUGUGGAAGCUGGAGAUACGGCUCUCCAAGAAGCUUGGUCUCAUUGGUAUCUUCGGCCUGGGAAUCUUCACCACGGUAUGCGGCAUCAUGCGAUACACGCAGAUCGAUCGCAUCACGGACCCAAACGAUGGAAAUUCGACCAUGUUGGUGCUCUGGGGCACCAUCGAAUUCAACGUCGGCAACAUGGUGUCGUCUCUACCAUUUCUUGCGCCCAUCUUUCUCAGGAAGGCUCGCCAGUAUCGCUCCAAGCACUCUGACGAAUACAACACACCCAACACAAAGAAUCGGAGCCAUCACGGCUUCAAGAGCAGCAACGCAUACAAGCUCAAAGACAUGAGCCACGGACGAAACACGACCGUAUUCACGUCCGCGGCGAAUAAAUCGCGCAGUGGGAGCGAGGAGAACAUCCUACAGGGAUCCAACGGCAUCAUGAAAUCUGUCACAUACACUGAUACCAGCACCAGCAACAGCGUAGGAUCAACCUACAUGUAG